Molecule: messenger RNA, 1245 nt
Organism: Drosophila hydei
Lineage: Eukaryota; Metazoa; Arthropoda; Insecta; Diptera; Drosophilidae
Gene: Or85f
Product: odorant receptor 85f
Exons: 4
Coding region: 1-1188 (395 amino acids)
Biological process (GO): detection of chemical stimulus involved in sensory perception of smell; sensory perception of smell
Cellular component (GO): plasma membrane
Molecular function (GO): olfactory receptor activity; odorant binding
Source: RefSeq, a predicted model, not a curated record
AUGGAGUCAGAAAAUGGGCUCUUCUAUAACUAUGAGGACUUCACACGGAUACCAACCAUCAGCUACAGACUUUGUGGCUUUGAUGUGCUCGAUACAGCCAGCAAGCCUCGUCCCAUAUGGAUGAAGCUCUAUCACUGGGCCUGCGUUUGCUCUCACAUCUGCUGCGUGUGGUUCAUGUUCCGGCGUAUCAUUGAAAGGGACACAAUUGGCAACAAUAUUUCGCUGAUAAUGCGUUACGCUACUCUGGUGACCUACGUCGUUAACUCGGACACAAAGUAUGGGACAUCACAACAGAAACACGCUUUUCAAAGGUUAAAUGGUAAACUUGCUGAGCUCUUUCCAAAAUCCAAGCAGUCGAAGAUUGAUCAUCGGAUCAAUGAGUAUUUCUGGCCACGGCCAAUAAUUGUGCUUAUUGUGGUCUAUUAUGGAUCGUCAGCAAUGGUCGUAGUGGGACCCCUUCUGCAAUCAGUGUAUAUAUAUCUAAUGGAGCAGCGCUUUUCUUACGUGCAUUGCUAUCCGUAUUAUAUAUUCGAUCCGGAACAGGAUCCAUUGUGGCAAUACUUCCUAAUAUAUACUUUGGAGUGGUUGCACAGCACCUUGAUGGUCAUAUCGAAUAUGAGCACCGACCUGUGGCUGGUCAACUUUGAAGUGCAGAUAUGCAUGCACCUUGAUUAUAUAGCUCGAUCGUUAGAGAACUAUAAGCCCAGUAGCACGCGAGACUCCAAAGAUCGAAAAUUCAUUUCUCAACUGGUGAACAAGCAUAACAACUUGCUAGAACUCCAGGAAGACAUUAAUGACAUCUUUGGCGGCUCACUCUUGUUGAGUCUUCUUACAACUGCUGGCGUAUUUUGUACUGUGGCUGUUUAUACGCAGCUUCAGGGACUCAAUCUGGAGGGAAUUACCUACGUGGUCUUUAUGUUGACGGCCACAUCUCUGGUUUACUUGGUUUGCUAUUAUGGCGAGAAGGUCAAAACUUUGAGCACAUAUAUAGCCCAUGCCGCCUACAAUCAUAACUGGUCAGAUGCACCGCCGGAUUACAAAAGAUCCAUAAUGAUUAUCAUCGCACGAGCCCAGAAACCAGCUGAACUGACCGCCAUGGGCUAUCUAUCUGUAUCCUUGGACACAUUUAAGCAAGUAAUGACGGUAACAUAUAGGGUCUUUGCGCUUAUCCGACAAAUGAUUGAGUAAAAAAUAAUUUGUUCAAUAUUUAUUGCUGAGCACUGCAUAGUUUAUCUACAUUAGUAA